AUGAGCACAGGUUUUAAUGUGGUUAUUUUUGGUGAAUCAGGUGUUGGAAAAAGUUCAAUAAUUAACAUGUUAUUUAACAGAGAUAUAGCCAAUACAUCGGAUGCUGCUAUCGGCUGUACUUUUGAAUCAAAAUUAUAUAAAGGAACAAGAGACGGAUAUUCAUUCAAUAUUUACGAUACAGCUGGUUUAAAUGAAUCUGACAAAGGACGCGUUAAACCAGACCAAGCAGUUGGAAAUUUAAUGAAAUUAGUUGGCCAUUUAGAAGAAGGUAUCCAUCUGCUGAUAAUGUGUAUGAGAAAGGGAAGAAUAAAUAAUGCUAUUGCAAAUAAUUAUCAACUAUUUUAUGAUGGCAUAUUUGGUAAAAAUGUUCCAAUUAUACUGGUUGUAACGCAUUGUGAACUGGACGAUCCUAUUGAUUCAUGGAAAAUAAACAAUCAAUCGUUAUUGAAAUCAAAAUUUAAAAUGGACUUUAAUGAUAUAAUUUGUGUCACAACACUAAAUAAAGGGAAACAUGCCGUUAAGUUUCAAGAAGAGUACAAUUCGUCUCGAGAAGCAUUAGGUCGUUCAAUAGUUCAAAAUGCGUUGAAGAAAGCAUGGGUUAUUGAGAAUUUCGCUGACUUUAUCAUGGUUAUGAUGAAACGAAUUUGGAAUAUAAUUGCGAAUUAUUUCAAUUUUCCUAAAUUACCUUUAAGUAAUAUCAUAUAUUCUAUAUUUCAAAAAUUAGGCUUCGGCGACAAGGAGGCAACCGAAAAAGCUAACAAACUAGUCGAUGAAUUGAAACAAAAUAAUAUGGCCAUAGAAGUUAUUCAUGUUAGUGAUGAUAACAAUUAA
Rotaria sp. Silwood1 is the source of this 831-nucleotide messenger RNA. Lineage: Eukaryota; Metazoa; Rotifera; Eurotatoria; Philodinida; Philodinidae. The record is from the annotation of a GenBank genome assembly.